Molossus molossus (Pallas's mastiff bat) is the source of this 1502-nucleotide messenger RNA. It is a transcript of the gene EFNA1, whose product is annotated as ephrin A1. NCBI's taxonomy places the organism in Eukaryota, Metazoa, Chordata, Mammalia, Chiroptera, Molossidae. Gene Ontology annotation, cellular component: plasma membrane. The record is from RefSeq and is a predicted model, not a curated record. The transcript has 5 exons. Gene Ontology annotation, biological process: ephrin receptor signaling pathway; axon guidance. Bases 144 to 761 code for a protein of 205 amino acids. Gene Ontology annotation, molecular function: ephrin receptor binding.
CGGCUCUGGCCCAAAAGGCGGAGUCCAAAGGCGCUGGAGCCAGAUCUGUGAGCGCUGUGCCGACUGCGCCUUGGAGAAAGCCAGCGAGAACCCAGACCCUGACGAGUUCCUCGUCCACGCCCGGCCUGGCCAGGCCCCGCGCUAUGGAGUUCUUCUGGGCCCCUCUCUUGGGUCUCUGCUACAGUCUGGCCGCUGCUGACCGCCACACCGUCUUCUGGAACAGUUCAAACCCCAAGCUCCGGAAUGAGGACUACACAGUACAUGUGCAGCUGAAUGACUACCUGGACAUCAUCUGUCCCCAUUACGAGGAUGACUCUGUGGCAGCCACUGCCAUGGAGCAGUAUACACUGUACCUGGUGGAGCGUGAGCAGUACCAGCUGUGCCAACCCCAAUCCAAGGAACAGGUCCGCUGGCAGUGCAACCACCCCAGUGCCAGGCAUGGCCCAGAGAAGCUGUCUGAGAAGUUUCUGCGCUUCACACCCUUUACCCUGGGCAAGGAGUUCAAAGAGGGACACAGCUACUACUACAUCUCCAAACCCAUCCACCAAGUAGAAGACCAGUGUUUGAGGUUGAAGGUGACCGUCAAUGGCAAAAUCACUCACAGUCCUCAGGCCCAUGCCAAUCCACAGGAGGGGAGACUUCCAGCAGAUGACCCAGAGGUGCAGGUUCUACAUAGCAUCGGUCACAGUGCUGCCCCUCGCCUCUUCCCAUUUGCCUGGGCUGUGCUGUUUCUGCCGUUCCUGCUGCUGCAAACCCUGUGAAGCUGUGUGCCACAUCUGGCCUAAGGAUUGGACUGGGCUGACAAGGCAGAUGCAGGCAUCCCUCACCUGUCCUGGGGCCUCUCACAAAGCCCCAGUGCUGGGAACCUCUCCCACCAUAUGUACAAGCUGCCACCCAGCAGCCUCAAAACGGGUCAGUAUUAAGGGUUUCAACCCAUAGGAGGUCGGCAAGCCUGGUAGUGCCAUCUUUGCCUCCACCUCAGAAGGACAAAGAAGCAGGACAGUACUUCUCCUGCCAUUCCUGCCCUUAAGCCAAAAACAAACAAACAAAUAAGCUGUGCAGAUAUGGACUUGUAAGAAGGGCACUGUGGGAGCUGAGCUGGAAGGGGUCUGGGGUCAUGUGGUUGGACACUGAGUUUGGCAAAGAUGCCCCUUCCACAGAGAGCCCGGAUGCCAGGAUGAACUGACUGAAGGAAAAGCAAGAGACAGUUUCCUGCCUGGGAGCCAAGGAUAGGAGAGGCAGUGGCUUGGGUGAAUCCAGCAUCUCCCAUCCAUGGAGCUGCCAUGCAGAGGUUUGCAACCAGCCAACGUACCUUCUAUCUUGGGGCAGCACUCCCCAAAGCUGUGCCAGCAGGGGGGCUAUGCCAGUCUUUUCCUAGAGUAUAGCUGUAAGGGCAGUGCCCAUGAACCCAGAGUCUGUGCCUAGAAUGUAGCUUGAAGGGCGGGGCCCACGUGUACAGAAUCUGUAUAUAAACUUGCUGUGUGUCUGCUGAUUCCUACAAC